AGAGAGAGAGAGAGAGAGAGAGAGAGAGAGAGAGAGAGAGAGAGAGAGAGAGAGAGAGAGAGAGAGAGAGAGAAAGUUUGGGAGUUGGGAGGCUUUUGAGAUGGGGGGUGGAGGCUUUACCAUAACAUUUUUAGCCUAAGCAAUCCUCGUGCUUCAGGGAAGAAGUUCAAGAAAGAAAGAAAAAAAAAGCAAUCCCUUCUUUUUUUUUCCUUUUUCUUUCACAUGCAGCGGGGUGGUGUUAUUUGCGAGAGUUUUGAUCAUCACUAUUUAUAGCCCAGCCUGGUCCGAGGCGAAGCCGUUCCCCCCGCUGCUGCUGCAUGUAAGUUUCGCCAACUGCGCGCAACAAGUUGCAGGCACUCCCAGCAAAACACAGGCUGAACAACAACAACAACAAGAAAGAAAGAAAGAAAGAAAGAAAGAAAAGAACUGGGGCAAUGCACGGACAGUUAUAAUUUUUUCUUUCUUUUCCUAGUGCGGAUCAUGCGUCUGUGAAAAGGGGGAAGUAAGGGAGAGGAGGGGGGGGCAGAUCCUGAGACCCUCUGUUUGGGAAAAGCGGAGAGAGAGAGAGAGAGAGAGAGAGAGAGAGAGAGAGAGAGAGAGAGAGGAGGGAAGAAACAGAGGAGAUCCGGAGCUGGGAGUUCAGGAAAGGACGGGGCUGCAUCCGUGGGAAUAGGCCUGGCUGUCAGGGGCCUCCUCUGUGAGUUGGGUGUCCAAAAAAAAAAAAAAAAAACCGAAAAAUUAAUAAUAAUAAUAAUAAUAUAAAAUGGAGGGGGGCUGCUGCAAUACAGAUGGCAGGGGAAUCUUGGGAACGAGACAUGGAAAGCCUUCGCGCACAGCAUUAGAGUGGAAUCAGUGGGAGGUAAUUGCAGCUCGCACACUUUUUAAUGAACUGCUUUAAGACUUUUCAUCCGUUUAAGGUCGCCGUUCUCUUUUGAUAAGCUAUUAUUAUUAUUAUUAUUAUUAUUGCAUUUGUAUUAUUUCUAAUAAGUGCAAUUCUACGUAUUUUUUCCUCUUCUUCGUGGCACCGGUUGCUGCUCGUACAUAUAGUAUUUUACUCGUGGAAACGGAGUAUAAAUAGAGGAGUUAUGCUGGGCGUCACAACAAGGACAGUGCAACCUUCGUAACCAGCUGUUGGCUUCUAUUUUAUGAUUAGUAUUAUUCGUCCAAACAGCCCAGCAAUUGGAAAGCCCAACUUUCUUAAUUGCGCACGUUCGUUCGGUCGUGCGCAUUUGGGAGAGAGGGAGAAAUCUGUUGCGCCGCUGCCCAGAAGGAUGCCGAGUCCGGGAGGAAGAAGACGCGACGAUGAGGAUGUUUGCGCCGCAGCCGUAGAGCUCACCGGACAGCCGCUGUGGAGAGGGAUGCUGACGCAAAGGCAAAGGCUGCAGAAUGGUGUUCUGUGAGCGUCUUCAUGUGAGUGACUGCGCGUAGCCGACUCGUCUGUCACCCCUCCUCCCACCCGUUCAGUGUUCAUUUUCCGACAAAACCGCUUUUUUUUGUUUGUUUGUUUUGUUUUCCUUGUUCUGCCUCCCAAUGUCAGCGUCUGUCCUCCUUCGCCUUCCCUCAUUUGACUCGGCGGCACCAGAGUGAAUUACUGAUAGAUUCAACACCUCAGUGACCGCCUCUCUCCCCCUACAUCUCCCAUCGCCUCAGCACCAGUCAACAUGGCCACUCUGCAACAUCACAGGCAGCUUCUUAUGCACGGCACGGAGGUGAGCUGCGACUCAGCCAGGGGCGAUGGCGCCGUCACAGUGCGGAUUGCCAAUAACUCCACCCGGAUGCAACAGCAACAGCAUCAUGAGCCACUUCGGGUUGCAAAGAGUGAGGGAGGAGGAGGAGGAGGCUCCAGUAAAGCGAAACCUGCCCUCCACAAGUACAGCAUCUCCUCCAGCUGCAGCUCAGCAGACUCCAGACCCAUCAUAACUUACACUCCCAGUGUGCAGAAGAAGGCCCCUCCACUGUUUGAACGCUCUGCCGCCCAGUGCUGGGACCCCAAGUUUGACUCCUCCGUCCUGGAGGACGCCUGCCAGGAAAGGUGCUUUCCACAGAAGCAGAGGCGCUUCCGUUACGUCCUCUUCUACCUGGCAGUGGCUUCUCUACUCUGGGGGGUGUACUUUGGGGUGAACAGUGACCGCUGUCGUCCCCUGACCUUCCUCGCCCCCACCGCCUCCUUUCUGGCCCUGCUGGUGCUUUUAUUUCUGUUCACCUUUACCAAGCCGUACAUGUGGCUGUACAACCAGACGUCCCUGCUGCUAAUAGUCCUUACAUUUGCCAUCACUUUGGCUCCACAGAUGCAAACUGCUACCUAUGACUGGGCUGCCGAAGUGAAUGCAUCUUACACCUCUCUGAACAAAGAGAUUCUGCCUCAGAUGUCCUGCAUCUCUCCCAUUGGCACCUUUUCCCUCUGCAUCGAGGUCCUGUUAUUGGUAUACAGCGUCCUCCAUGUCCGUCUGUAUGCCUCAGUGAUGCUGGGCCUCCUGUACUCUGUCUUAUUUGAGGCUUUAGGAUGGCUGCCGCUGCUUCAGAGGAAUUAUGAAGCUACUGGACAGGUGUCAAGUUUGCAAAACACACUCCUCUGGCUUGGCCCGGGCAAGGGUCUACUCCACCUGUGUGCACACGUCAUUGGCAUUCAUCUUUUCAUCAUGUCCGAGGUGCGAUCCCGCAGCACCUUUCUGAAAGUGGGCCAAGCCAUAAUGCACGGCAAAGACUUGGAGGUGGAGAAGGCCUUGAAGGAAAGGAUGAUCCACUGGGUCAUGCCGAGGCCAGUUGCAGACGAGCUAAUGAAGCAGGGCGACGAUGAGGGCGGCGGCGAGAAUUCUGGGAAGAGAUAUUCGUCCGGCGCCUGCUCUGCCUCGGCCGUGGCAGUAGGAGGCGGAGGGAGCGGAGGAGCUCUCCAAAGCCAAAGUGUUACAAGUUCUAAGAAUAACCCUCAUAGCAAUCACAGACGUAAAAAGACCUCAAUACCAGGAGGGCAGAUAAUAUUCAGACCCUUUAACAUGAAACGCAUGGAGCCUGUCAGCAUCCUCUUCGCCGACAUUGUGGGCUUCACCAAAAUGUCCGCCAACAAGAAGGCGCCUGCCCUGGUGGGUCUCCUCAAUGACCUGUUCGGACGUUUUGACAGACUCUGCGAAUUGACCUGCUGCGAGAAGAUCAGCACUCUGGGAGACUGCUACUACUGCGUCGCAGGGUGCCCCGAGCCCAGACCGGACCACGCAUACUGCUGCGUCGAGAUGGGAUUGGGCAUGAUCCAGGCCAUCGAGCAGUUCUGCCAGGAGACGUGUGAGACUGUCAACAUGCGGGUCGGUGUCCACACGGGCACCGUGCUGUGCGGGAUCCUGGGAAUGAAAAGGUUCAAGUUUGAUGUGUGGUCCAAUGACGUUAAUCUGGCGAACUUGAUGGAGCAGCUGGGCAUGGCGGGGAAGGUUCAUCUGUCCGAAGCUACUGCCCGGUUCCUGGACGACCGCUACCAGAGGGAGGACGGGCAGGUGGCCGAGAGAGCAGGGCAGAGUGCAAUCGAGAAACUGAAAGGAAUGAAAACAUACCUGAUCUCAGGAAGGAAGCCAGAUCAUGAUGUGCAGCUUGGCUGCUCUCAGGUGGAGCUGCCUGGUGGGGAGUUCGUGGGGGUCAACGUGCCCUCCUGCCCUCAGCCUCGUACACCGGACCUCAUCCACGGAGCGGCACAGGCUGCCGAGUCCCUUCUGCCUCACAAACCAUCGGACAGAACCGUGCCUCCCUGUGUUUUCCAUGGCACCGUGCGCUCGUCCAUGGCAGAGCAGGCCGAUGAUGUGGCUGUUGUGAACGGCUGCCAGGAGGAACACAAGGCCAGCGUUGCCAAGUUCCUGCCAGGCCACAGCCCGAAAGCGGUCAACGGUCUCUUGAGCCCCCCGCUGGAGGACGCCGCCGCGCGCACCAGCCAGAGCUCCUUGUGCGACAUACUCCAGGAGAAAGAGAAGAAGACCAGCACCAGCACGGGGACCGGCACAAGCCUCGGCAUGGCGGCGGCGGUGGCGGCGGCAGGCACAGGCAUGGAUCACUCCGCCCUCAUCCAGCUGCGUGCCAAGAACUUCAAACGGAAAAGCGACGCCCACUUCGUGGACGUUAUCAGGGAGGACAGUCUGAUGAAGGACUACUUUUUCAAGCCGCCCAUCAACAAGAUCAGUUUGAACUUUCUGGAGAGACCUCUGGAGAAGGCGUAUCGCAGCAGCUACAAAGAAGAGGUGAAGAACCAGGUUCCGGUGCAGACGUUUGCCAGCCCCACUUUCAGCUCCUUCCUGGACGUUCUCCUCAGCUGCUUCGUCUUCCUGGCCUUGACCGUGGCCUGCUUCCUUCCGUCUCUGGUCGACCCGGCCACGGCGGGCCCCCCGGCGCUCGCUGCCCUGAUCCUGGCUCCUCUGGCUGGGUUGCUGGAGCUGGCCUCGCUGGUGUUCUCCGUACGCAUGACCUUCUACCUGGAGGAGCUGAGGAGAUGCACUCGCUCGCUGGCCUUGCUGGUGUCCGGCUGGGUCUCUCGACAUCUGAUUGGUGCGGCGUUGGUCUCCCUUCCCGCCGUCUCCGUCUUGUCCCACGUCAGCGUCCGCCUUCCCCUGCAGGUGACCAUGUUCCUGUGCUGUGCCACCAUCUUGGCCAUAAUUCAGUACUGUAACUUCUGUCAGCUGAGUUUUUGGAUGAGGUCCGUCUUCGCCACCAUCACCGGACUCGCUCUCCUGCUGAUGCUGUACAGUCCUGUUCACAGCUCAAGUAAUAACGCCGUGCCAGUUCAUGGGCUGAACGUCUCCACCUCCAGCGAUGGUGUGUCUGAGUUGAGCCCAGACACGUCGACGCUCUCUGACUUCCUGGUCACGGAGGCGGUCCUAGCCUUCUUCCUGCUUCUCCUUCUGGUCUGGUUUCUCAACCGUGAGUCCGAAGUCAGCUACCGCCUUCAUUACCAUGGCAACGUGGAGGCUGACAAGCACCGCUCCAAAAUCCAGACGAUGCGAGACCAGGCUGAGUGGCUGCUGGGCAACAUCAUCCCCAUCCAUGUCGCCGACCAGCUCAAGGAGACCCAGAGCUACUCCAAGAACCACGACAGCGUGGGGGUGAUCUUUGCCAGCAUUGUCAACUUCAGCGAGUUCUACGAAGAGAGCUACGAGGGCGGGAAGGAGUGCUACCGCGUCCUGAACGAGCUGAUCGGAGACUUCGACGAGCUCCUCCGCAAGCCCGAGUUCAGAAGCGUGGAGAAAAUCAAGACCAUCGGCUCCACCUACAUGGCGGCGUCGGGGCUCAACGUCCAGCAGACGGGGGACGACGAAGACGAGUCUCCCCACGCACACCUGAGGGCGCUUUUCGACUUCGCCCUGGAGAUGAUGGGUGUCCUGGAUGACUUCAACAAGAAUAUGCUGGGCUUCGGUUUCAAGCUGCGCAUCGGGUUCAACCACGGGCCCCUGACGGCGGGAGUGAUCGGCACGACCAAGCUGCUCUAUGACAUCUGGGGGGACACGGUCAACAUCGCCAGCCGGAUGGACUCGACAGGCGUGGAGUGUCGGGUGCAGGUUAGCGAGGAGAGCCACGCUGUCCUCAGCGCCAUGGGCUUGGAGUUCGACUACAGGGGGACAGUCAAUGUCAAGGGCAAAGGGCAAAUGAGGACUUUUCUCUACCCGAAAAGCGGGGAGAGCUUUUGCCAGGACCAAACGGAGCCGGCAGCAGGAGCUGGACUGACGAUAUUAACUUCUUGUAAGACUUCCUCCUCUCUUCCCAGUCAGUGCCCUCCGCCCCAAAGCACUGUAAGGGCUGCAGGAGCAAAAUCCGAGCCCAACCCAACGACGAGCGUAGAAGCCAGGGAUGAAGGCUAUAGGGACUUAGCACACAUCCCUGAGGAGUCCCCCGAUAGAGACUUCAGCAGCCUUGCACGCUCUGAGCCAGGCCCAGCCACACAGACAGAUCCCGCUCCUCUCCCGCUUCAGGAGGAGGAAGAGGCGAACGAGCUGACAAAACUCAACGAGGAGUUUUACGCUCGCCUCUGAUCGUAGAUCCCGCUAUUCUUCCGUCGUCUUCUCCCCCGCUUCCACCUCUUUAGGACCGAUUACAGACGCCAGCAAGGACGUCUCUUCCCUUCCCUCUCUGGCAUGGAGGAAGCAGCGGAUCGUUUCAACGCCGCGGCUUUUGCGGCUUGAAAACGGGGCCGCCGAAGACCUUCAGUGGGAGCGUUGCCCGAGCGCUGUGACGGUGGAUUUUUGAGCUGUGCUGAGCACAGCGACUUAUCAUGAUGAAAAGCAUGAAGAAAGAGGAAAAAGAAACAUUUUCAAAGUGUUAUGUCUUUUCUUAAUAUUUUUAUCAAGUGCCUUCAGGACUAGAACAGUGAACGAACAAAUAUGAAAAGUGAACAAGAAUUGAACAACCUAGACUACAGAUCAUACUGUAGUUUCUUAUGUCAUCCUUUAUUUUUGAAUGCAAGUAUUGUUUCACUUUUGUUUGUUUUUUUUUUUUUAUAAAUCAUUACCGUUGUGCCAUAUCAAUCGCUAAGGGAAAGUCAUUUUAGUUUUUAUGUAAGUGCCAACGCCGUGUUAUGGGCUUAUUGGGAAAUUAGGGAAAAUUGAGGGAAUUACACAAAGCAGUGUUAAUAUUAAGUAUACUGCUUUGACAUACGGGCCUAAAUACAGUAUUCAUUUAUGCCCAGAGAUUCACUUAUAAGAAGAUAUGCUGCAAAAGCAGGCUGCUUUGAUUUUUGAUUUUUUUUUUUUUUUAGCUUGUGUAGCAACGUGAUGAACAUUUUAAGCACAGUUCUUGCACAGUGUUUUUGUUUUAUUUUUACCACUUGUUGUAUUUAGCAGUUUUUACAGCUUGAUUGCUUCUUUGAGACGUUGGGGAAAGAUCUUACAGUAAAAGCACAAAAGCUUAGACACAUAAGGGAAAAUAGAUCUGAACAAGAUGCGUUUCUGAAGCAGGGACGCCAUCAGUGAGCAGGAAGGCAAUCUAAGCACCUACAGUGCCUUGCAAAAGUAUUCAUGCAUCUUGAGCUUUGUUGCAUUUUGUCAUUUUCCAGUUUCCUCAAUGUCUGUUAUUGGGAUUUUAUGCAAUAGAUCAAUACGAAGUAAAAUUAGAACAAAUAUCGAUGAGAAUGAUUGAAUGAAAUCUGAAAAGUGUGCCGGUCAUUUCUUGUCAGCCCUCCCAAGUUAAUCCCUCGUAGAACCAACCUUUGGGUGCAAGUCUCUACUUCCUUAAUACAUCUCAAGACUUAAAUAUUCUUCUUUGCAAAAACGACAUCAGCUCAGUCACACUGAGAGCUUUAGGGAAAAAAAGGCAGUUCUAAACUCUUACCCUGAUUCCAAGUUACAUUUUCUCUUUAUUUCCGUCAUUAUGACAUGAACUCGCUUUGGCCCAGACAGGCCCUUUGUAGUUCUGUCAUGCUGAAAGGUGAACCUUCAGUCUUUGUAAACUCCCAACAAGUUUUUCUUCCAAGAUUUGGAGCUGCUCGCUCCAUCCUGAAGAAAAACAUUCCCACAGCAUGAUGCCACAGCCACUGUGUUUCAUCAUGUUGAUUAUGUUAUCCAGGUUGAUGUGUAGUGUUGUUUUUAUUUUUAUUUUAUUUUCAGCCACGAGGCGUUUUGAAUGUAGACCGAAAAGUUCCGAUUUGAGUAUCCGUGGUGAACAACAUAGUCAAGGCAGUAAUUAAGCCAAAACUUUACAAAAGAUGUAUACAUUUUGCGUUCAUGAUUUUAAAAAAGGAGUUUUUUUUCCAUCAGUCAAUAUACUCUACCCAGAACUUAUGAAGUAGCACAGCAUUAGCUUCAUUUUACUCAAAUCCUGUAAAACACAAAAAAUUAUAAAUAAAAUCUCCUAUUAAGUACCUUUUUCUAUCCAAUUAUUGAUUGGUUAAUCUGAAAAAAUAAUCAACGAACUAGCCCUACACCUAAUUGAUCAAGUCAGUCUGAGUUUUUUCACAUGUUGAUGAUAGGAGUAUUUUUUUAGCUUUGCUACAAAUGAUCAAUCAGUCACUAUGAGAAUGCUAUGUUGUUGCAUUUAAGGCAAUAAAAUGUUUAUUUUCAUAUUGGAAAAAAAAAAAGGAAUUCAAUUAUUUAUCUGUGCUUUUAAUGCAUUUCCAGUAUUGUUUGAAGUAAGUGUAAAUAGUUUUAACUCUGCAGAAUUCGCCCAUUUUCUUUGUCUGACUAAACAUCAGGAUCAUGGAUACAAUAAACAAUGACCAAAAUAAUUGUUAGCUGCAGGCCUAUCCUCAUCUCAUCAAGGCGAAAGGGUGCACACACCUGUUAAUUCUCCACCAAUUUGUGCUGGUCUGUCGCAUGAAAUCCCACGCUUCGCUUCAGCACAUCGAGGUUUCUGCUUGUGACGUGACAUGUGAAAAAGCUCCACGACUAUUGAGGACUUCUGGAGCGUACUGCCAAGUGAAACCAUGAUCUGCUUUUCGAGGAUGCACAGGGGAGCAAAUUCGAAAACAAAUGUUUUCAGCUUGCUGGAAGCUUGUCUGCAAGUGAGGAUACUUCUAUUCUGUAUAGUUAGCUGAAUUUGAGUUCAGCCCUUCAACAGCAAGCUGCUGAAGGGCUGGGACAUUUCACAGCUUCUUCCCUGGGGAAGGAGCCCUCUACUGUAUCGAUAUUGUGCCACUUUAAUGGAGUGAUCUGUAAGUGAAGUGCAACAAUACCUAGUUGAUUGAUUUGUGGUGCCUAAACUUAUGGCUGUUUUUUUUUAGUACACUUUUUUUGUUUGUUUGUUUUUUAAAUGAUGCAUUUUUCAAAAGGACAAUUUGAUUAUGAUUGUAUGUUUUAAGAAAAUCGAGCUCCCACAACGUUUGCUGCAAGUUGGAGUUGACAGAUUCCUUGCGGUUGAAAUCCGACAGGGUUUCACAUCGAAUCACUGCCACAGUUUGCUCUUUUGCCCUUUCACUUCCCCCUCAUGUUCGGUCUCUUCUCCUCAAAGCACAUAUCUCUCUCUUGUAGUGUGCGUGCGUGCGUGUGUGUGAGUGUGUGUGUGUGUGUGUGUGUGUGUGUGUGCGUGUGUGUGUGUGUGUGUGUGUGUGUGUGUGUGUGUGUGUACUAUGAGAAACUUUUACCUAAAGUAAAUCAGAGAAAAGAUACAAAAGGAAAUCCUUGAGAUUAGCCGAUCUUCAGUGUUUCAUUUCUUUGCUGCUGCUGCCUCCUCGUUUGUACAUGAGUGACAUUAUUUACAUUUCGCUGUCAGAGCCGGGCUGGGAGGGGGGCGGGGCAGGUGUUGUCAUUUCAGAAAAAAACGUAAAAGGGAAAAUCUUCUCUAUUCUCAGUAUAUGCCAGGAGUAUUUAUAUCGCCUAGACGUUUUCACAUUGUAUCUCAUUACAACCAUGGACUUGAGUGUACUUUAUCUGGGACUGUAUGGGAACAAUUUUCAAGUCUUUCCACAGAUUCUUCAUUGGAUUCAGGUCUGGACUUUGACUGGGCCAUCCCAAUGUGCUUUUUAGCUCUGGUUGUUAGUUUUUGGGUUAUUGUCCAGCUGGAAGAUGAACCGUCGCACCGGUUUCAAGCGUUUUGCCUAACGCUGCUUUUAACUUCUCAGCAUUUUCCCUCAACCUGUCUGCUGUGUUUUUUUGUUUCUUAGUCAUUGUGUGACUGUUUCUUCACUAAUGUUCUCUGACAGCUGGAUUUAUAUUGAGAUUAAACUGCACUCAGAUAGACUUAUUUUAUUAUUGAGUUACUUCUGAAUGCAAGAGUGAGGUGCAGUAUGUAACUUUUUUGAACAGUAUUUUUGUUUUUUUACCCAUUUAACAUAUUUGUUAAAAUUACAACCAUGUUGUGUUGUUACUCAACUCGUGUACACGCUGCUAAAUGUGCGUUCAUUCAGUACAUCAGCACAUUUAGCACCGUUGAAGGGAAAUAGCUCAUUGACCAUUUCUGAUGGCUGUGCUAACUGGCCUGAGCAUUCACAACAAGCUUCUGUGUGGAGGAAUGCAACAGAGAGCUUGAACUGGGUAUACACAAGGAUGAUUGACAGUGCUAAGACCCAACCCCUGGCUCUGAUUGAUUGUUUCUGCAGAGGACAAUUGGACCACAAGCAGGAGGCAGUGGAGCUUGAUUUAUUUAUUUUUUUUUUCACGUAUUACCAUCAAAGCAUAGUGACAGUUUUAAUAAAUAUGUGUAAGGCAUAUUGUUUUUAAAAGUUACACACUGCAACUUUAAAGGCUUAUCUAAAAAUUAAAGAAAAUAAAACCACAUACCAUUUUCUGCCCACUUCACAGUUAUGUACUAUGUUGUAUAAAGUCCAGAUGAAAGUACAUCAAAGCAUGUGGUUGUAAUGUGACAAUAUUAAAAAUGCUCAAUGGCUGUGAAUACUUUCUUGAGCCACCGUAUCCAUCUGCCUCAUCUGUAGCAUAGAAAAACGUUUGGUUACCUCUGCCACUGGUCAUCCAGCGCAUACACAAUCAGUGCCUUUUGUUUUUUUUAGUGGGAGUCUUUUUUAUUUCUUAAAUUGUUUUGUGUGUGAGGUGUGGUUAUAGUGUCAAAUGAUUUCACCCUACUUGCAUUAACACCAUGAGAAUCCAAAGAAGCAUCUUCAGCCGACGUCACAGUAGCUGGAGACAAAAAAAUAUUUAUGAGACUUCAGUCAUAAGCUCUCAAAUUUUUUAUUUUUUACACCUGUGAUUCAUAUGCCCAGAUCGCUCGCUUUCGAUGAGCCACAGCGCGCACACAAAAAAAGUUGAACAAAACACUAGAUCUUUUUGUGAAGGAAGGUUUCACACACAUACGCACACAUUUUCUUGACGACCUUUAUGCCUUAUGUUGUUAAGUGAUCCUGUGUGAGUUUUAGGCCAUGGCAGCACAGCAUACAAAGAAACAAAAAAAAAAAAAGAGAGAUUUCACAAGUUGACAAGUGCACCACCUUUCCAGUAGCACACAUCUGUAUACAGCCACAAAUAAAACAUUACAUUGAAAA
Messenger RNA from Poeciliopsis prolifica (blackstripe livebearer), 10888 nucleotides. RefSeq names its product adenylate cyclase 9 (gene adcy9a). The coding region runs from base 1662 to 5996 and encodes 1444 amino acids. Gene Ontology annotation, biological process: intracellular signal transduction; adenylate cyclase-activating G protein-coupled receptor signaling pathway; cyclic nucleotide biosynthetic process. NCBI's taxonomy places the organism in Eukaryota, Metazoa, Chordata, Actinopteri, Cyprinodontiformes, Poeciliidae. Gene Ontology annotation, molecular function: adenylate cyclase activity. The transcript has 11 exons. The record is from RefSeq and is a predicted model, not a curated record.